AUGUCGGGAAGAAAGGAAGUCGCAGCGCAGGAUAACGCGCCCAAAAAAAUAGACAUCGAUAAACCGUACUGGGAUCAGAGCACUUAUCGAGGAAGGGCAUUGCACUUUCUGACGGUGACGAAUCCGCUCAAUGUCUUCGCCACAGCCCAGCAGCUCGAGCACGCGCGUGAUGUCGUCGCGAAGUACAGGAAGGGCGAGACUCCGGAAAAACAAGGAAUCACUGAAAACAAAUUGUGGAAAUGUAAAUAUCUUUACGAUAGCGCUUUCCAUCCUGACACCGGCGAGAAGAUGUUGUUAAUUGGGCGUAUGAGUGCCCAAGUGCCCAUGAACAUGAUGAUAACCGGCUGUAUGAUGACGUUUUACAAGUCAACGCCAGCCGUGAUAUUCUGGCAAUGGAUCAAUCAGUCUUUUAACGCAAUAGUGAAUUACACAAACCGCAGCGGAUCGAGUCCGAUUCCAACAGAGACAUUGGCGCAGAGCUACGUUGGUGCAACCGGAGGCGCCGUGAUAACAGCGUUGACCCUGAAUCGUCUCGCUAAGCGCGGACCACCGCUGGCAGGUCGACUGGUGCCAUUAGCGGCGGUCGCAGCGGCUAAUUGUGUGAACAUCCCUCUCAUGAGGAUCACUGAACUCCAAAAAGGUAUUGAAUUACAAACCGAGGACGGCACGAAGGUCGGCCACAGUAAACGAGCAGCGAAACAGGCGAUCACGACGGUGACAUUAUCACGGAUACUUAUGGCCUCUCCGAGUAUGAUACUGGCGCCGAUAGUAAUGAAUUAUUUAGAUCGAAAGAAGCUGUUGCGUAAAGCGAAAUGGGCUGCCGGUCCAAUUCAAGUUUUGAUCUGCGGAGUGUGUCUCACUUUCGCGACCCCGCUCUGCUGCGCCCUUUUCGCACAACGCGUCCCCAUCUCGGUGAAUCAACUAGAACCCGGUGUACAAGCAAAAAUACAUUCGCACCAUUCCGGUCUGGAGACUGUGUAUUACAACAAGGGCCUUUAAACAAUGGGACUGGAUCCCGAUAUGAUGAUACUCAAAUAUUUUUCACGGUCUAUUCUUUGGAACUCAGGUAUAUGUCAGACAUUCCCAAACACAGCAUUCGAAAGCACAAAUGUGCCAUUAUUGUGAGUCGAAAGUUUUCGACAUUAGGUGAUUCGUUGUUGUUAGAUAAUUUAUACUUCCAUGAAUAAUCGAUGUUUAGCGUAAGAUGAAAGAUGAAAAUGUUCAAAGGAACUAUCAUACGGUUUAAAAACUAUUCUAGUUGUAUAAUACGUCCAAACAGAGAUGCAAACAUAUCUUCCCUUUUACUUCGGUCUACGCGUGUAUCGGCAUGUAUAUCUCUUCGGAUUUAAGACUGUUGAAUGAGAAAGGGAAACGAAGACAAUAAAAUCUAUGGUUGAAUGUU
Molecule: messenger RNA, 1402 nt
Organism: Linepithema humile (Argentine ant)
Lineage: Eukaryota; Metazoa; Arthropoda; Insecta; Hymenoptera; Formicidae
Gene: Sfxn1-3
Product: Sideroflexin-1-3
Biological process (GO): serine import into mitochondrion; monoatomic ion transport
Cellular component (GO): mitochondrial inner membrane
Molecular function (GO): monoatomic ion transmembrane transporter activity
Source: RefSeq, a predicted model, not a curated record